UCACUGAUGGCUGUGGCAGUUAAUCCAAGAUCCUGGUUCCUGAGUUUGAUAGAAGCAGGAUUUAGCCAUGGCCAUGAUAUCAACACCUGUCAGGAUGCUGCAGUUAUCUUCCAAACACACACAGAGCAACUGCACAGGAAUACUGUACAUUUCCGUUCUGCUAAAAGAGGGUAAAGACCUACCCGGAAUCCAGAUUUGUGUAAUGGGGAAGACAGGCAGUAAAGUCCUGAGAGAGAUGUCUAUGGAUGGAGUUCAGCCUCAGCAGCCUUCCCCGGCUGCUGCUAUAGAGGGACUCACCAAGACCAAGAAGAUGAAGGUGAAGUGGACUCAGCUGGGCAUGGUGUUCUUCCUGUUGCUCUCUCUGGUCAUGACAGGAUGCUUCCUCUGGCAGUACCAGAUCCCAAAGUUACUGCCAAAUGAGAGCAUGGGAGGCAAUGCCAAAUCAGAACGGAUGUGCCCACGCUUCCCUGAGCCUCUCCCCCUAGAGCACCCUAUCCCUACUCUGAAAGAGGCACUGGAAAAGGUGGACACACUGCUGCGCCAAAUCAUCAAUCCUACUAGUCUUCCCUCUUUGUCGGCCAUUGUGAUUUUCAACAACACCGUUCUGUGGACUGGUAACUUUGGCAAGAGGAACAGAAGUGACCCACUCUCAGCUCCUCCCAAUGAGUACACCAUAUACAGGAUUGCCAGCCUUUCCAAGAUCUUCCCAACGCUGAUGCUGUACAGGCUGUGGGACGAUGGGAAGAUAACCUCUCUGGAUGACCCUCUGGAGAAAUAUGUGGAUAACUUCACCAUUAAAAACCCUCUGGGCAAGUCACGGGACUCUGAGCUCAAGUACGUGACAGACGGCCUGAUCUUCCUGGAUAGUGGAGAGGUUCAGAUCCGCUCCUCCUCUGUCACUCUGCGCAGGAUGGCCAGCCAGCUCUCAGGUCUACCCAGAAGACUAAGAGCCACUAACCUGCUGUGGAAGGGGAAAACACAGGCUGCAGUGAAUCUGCUGCAAGAUGAUGUCCUUGUUGCAGACCCUGGCACCAAAUGCCACUACAGUAACCUAGCCUUUUCCUUACUGGCCCACGUCAUGGCUGAGAAGGUGGUGGGCCUGGACUACCAGCGCUGGAUCAAUGAUAACAUCCUGGACCGGCUGGGGAUGGAGGACACAGGCUUUGACUACACCCCAGGGAUCCAAAGCCAGAUGGCUGUGGGCGUCUACUCCAGUGGCCAGCCAGCCCCUCUGUAUGACCUGGGCUGGUACCGCCCCUCAGGCCAGAUGUUCUCCACUGCCGCUGACCUUGCCAAGCUGGCCAUGAUGCUGCUGGGGGCCUACCACCGCAAGCUCCUGGAGCCCGACACCCUGAAGAUCAUGCUGACCCCACUGUACCGCUGUGAUAAGGACUACUUUGCCAACCGCACCGGGACGCCUUGGGAGGUUAAUGAGCAGCUGGGCUACGAGGUGCUGCGUAAAGACGGAGACCUGGAUGGCUACUCAGCCACCUUCUCACUGGUGCCCAGGCUCAAGCUGGGCCUGGUGGUGCUCAUGGCUGGCACCAGACCUCAGAACCAGGAGGUGGUGGCCAAAACUUACAGUCACAUCAUACCCGCCAUGGAGAGGGUGUUCCGGGAGGCCAAAAAGAUCCUCAUCCGUCCCCCUAUUCCAGACCCUUACAUAGGCUUCUUCACUUAUGGAAACAUCACCUUCUAUGAGAUCAAAGCUGGGGCAGACGGUGUUCUGAUCAUGCAGCAGUUUGGUCCCCAGAUUGAGGACCUGAUCCCAGAGAAAUAUCGGACAAUCAAGCUGAACUACCUGGUAGACAGGGUGUUCAGGGUGGUGUUUGAGAAGGAGUACCCCUGUGUUUUGCGGGUCAGCACUGCCUCAGUCUCCCUUGAGGCCCAAGACGGGCAGCUCUUUAACUUUUAUGUGUUUGACAAGCGUGGUCUGUCCCCUGGCUUCGAUGCACCAGGACUGAAUACAUACAAUGUGAUCCGGAUAGCCCGUAGGCCGACUUUCUCAAACUAACUGAACUCAUACAACGGAAAGGCACAUGUACAUGCUGAAUGAAGGUCCUUUUUGGGUCUGUAGCAUAUAUUUAAUAGGGAUACUCUGAAAUUAAAGAAAACAUUGCUGUCAGACAGUGAGUAGACUGUAUCAUGAUGAAUUGCAAAAGAAGGCACACAGACAGAUUUCUUCUUUUUUUUACCCAUUGACAUCAAAGUUUUUGAUUUCUGUGUCAAAUAAUGGCAUUGCAAAUAUCCAUCCUUUUUAAACAGUUGAUAACCUGACCUUAAACAUACACUACAUGAGCAAAGGUAUGUGGACACCUGCUUGUCGAAGAUCUCAUUCCAAAAUCAUGGGCUAUAACAUGGAGUUGGUCCCCUCUUUGCUACUAUAACAGCCUCCACUCGUCUGAGAAGGCUUUCAAAUAGAUGUUGGAACAUUGCUGCAGGGACAUGCCACAAGAGCAUUAGUGAGGUUGAGCACUGAUGUUUGGCAAUUAGGCCUGGCUCCCAUUGGGCAUUCCAAUUCAUCCCAAAGGCGUUCGAUAGGGUUGAGGUCAGGGCUCUGUGUAGGCCAGUCAAGUUCUUCCACACCGAUCUCGAAAAACCAUUUCUGUACGGACCUUGCUUUGUGCAUGGUGGCAUUGGCAUGCUGAAACAGGAAAGGGCCUUCCUCAAAGUUAUACAGUACCAGUCAAAAGUUUGGAGACACGUACUCAAGGGUUUUUCUUUAUUUUUACCAUUUUCUACAUUGUAGAAU
Molecule: messenger RNA, 2752 nt
Organism: Oncorhynchus masou masou (cherry salmon)
Lineage: Eukaryota; Metazoa; Chordata; Actinopteri; Salmoniformes; Salmonidae
Product: putative beta-lactamase-like 1
Exons: 8
Coding region: 68-2014 (648 amino acids)
Source: RefSeq, a predicted model, not a curated record